GUCACUGCGGCGGCCGGCGCCGCUCUGCGCUCGAUGCCGUGUCCGUCGUCGUAGCCCCCGCCACUCGGGAGUCGGGGCCUGUCUCCCCCCAACGCUGGCAUGAGGCGGCUCCGGAGUCGGAUGUAGACUCUGGUCUAAUUAUCAUCAUCCGAUCCUGCAAUACAAAGAUCAAGCUACAAUGGACAAAAGGAUGAGAAGUGGCUUCUCCAAACCCAGAGUGUCUCUGCAGAAAGAGAUUCUCACUGGUCAGCAGCAGCUUUCAAUGAAGACUUUACUGCAGAACACAAAGCCACUUUGUAAUGUAAGACUUGGCCAACACUGGAAAAGAUCCGACAAUUUAACUGAGGUCACUUUUGUGGGAUUUACCAAAUCAAUGGAAGAUGCCAAAUCUGCUGGAGAGCAGGCUCUGGCUGAUAAUGACCCGGAGCUUUCAGACUGGCUGAGUUCACUACAGCUCGCCAACUUAAAGAAUACUGAAAUUGCUCUUUUGACUGAUUUGAGGAAACAUCCCAGGACAAAAGAGAAAACUGUUAGUCAGGUGGUCUGUGUGAUGAGGCACCCGCCGUCAUCCUUGUACUGCAAUAGUUCGGUAUUUUCUCUGCUUAACAAAUACUCAACAGGGAUUCAGUUUUCUCUAGAGUCCCACUCAACACAAAAACAUCAAAUGGAUGCAUACCUCGUGGAGGAGGAUGACACUAAUCAGUCUGUAUCGUCCAUUGAAGAUGACUUUGUGACUGCUUUUGAACACUUCGAAGAAGAAGCAGCAACAACUGCAUUUGGGGCAGUGAGCUUUGAUCCCAGUACACUAAAGCACCAGCGAGAUGUUGCUCUGCAGACUUUUGCACUGGACUUUACAGAAUCGUCAGUUCCUGUUAUCUCAUCCCCGAGCCAAGUCGUUGGCCAGUCUGUUCCUCCGUUACUUAGUAAUGCAGCAUUUUUAGGGUUGUCACUGCCUGCUAAAACUUCUGUCGUGACGUUAAGCUCAGGUCCUGGGAGGCAAAGGACAUUCUACAAAUCGUGCAAUGGUCCUGAACUAAGAUCCAACAAUGGUGGUAAAUCUGGGCCCUCUGUUUCCCCAUCAGAAUCUGAAGAUUCUGAUGGUUCAAGUCCAAGUCCAGUCAUCUUUCUGGAUGAAGAAGGAUAUCAGCGUAGUCUGAAGGCCAAGCUAAUAAUACCCCAAAUCCCAACACUCAAGGGUGACGUUGAAGAUUCUGACUCUGAAGUAAGUGAAUUCUUUGAUAGCUUUGACCAGUUUGACGAACUAGACCAAAUGUUUGCGAACACAUCUGCCACCUUGAAGGAAGGAUCCAGCCCUCAAAAUGCAUCUCAGAGAAAGAAGCCCAUGGCAAAGCUGACUUCAGACUUCACACUGAAACAAUGUAAAACUGCGGUUGCUGAUAUGAAUCCGCAGAGGUUUGACCACCCAGUCCUUCCUGCUGAUGUUAAGAAACCCACUGCUCGUAAGGCAGAAUCUCCCUACAAUAGCCUGUCUGAUGUCCCGGAUUCACCUCGCCCACUGCAUAGUUCGGGAGAAGAGAAUAGCCCCCUCUUCAGCCCCAUCCAUUAUUCAGCAUUCAGUCCCCUUGCAACUGUGAGUGGCUCUGAGUGUUCAGGACGAGUGCAAGCCGCCAGUAUUGAAGUUGUUAAAGCACAAAACAAUGGAGCACUUUCUAAUAAUUACUCACAGUAUGCGGGUGAUGUUUCUCACAGCAUUAUUAGCUCUGUCUUCAGGUAUCCGCACACUAUUGGUUUUGAGCAUAAGAGAACAGCUGGUUGCCCUCAGGAUGUUUAUUGGUCAGGCACUGAAAGUUCUGACUCGAAACCGCCAGCGGCUCGCACUUCUGCUCAGCAGAUUUAUUCGAACACAUUCAAAGAUGGCAUCCAGCAGAUUGCUGCAGAACUAGUGGAGAAGAGUUUUGGUAGUGCCUUUAAAGACCUGCAGAAGGGGGUUUCCUCGUGCACCAGUGCCCUGUGCCACCUGGCUGCAAGGCUGACCUCAUCUGUAAUUCACAUGGCACUGCAAGAGAUUGGAGCAAGGCAAGCCUCCUCACGGAAGAGGAGCGCUGUUAAUGACUUAGCCGACUAUUUGGUGGGAGAUGCAAUAGCAGGAGCACUAAGAGAGCUGGAGUUCGUGAAGAAACAAAUUUUUAACAACGCUGUUACUCGAUUUGCAACCGACCUGGCUGAGGAACUUAUAUUUGAGGGAAUCAUGGAAGUUUGUCAGUUUUCGCACCCAACAACACCAACAUCAACAACAAGCUGGUCACUCAAUGAGGAGGAAAAGAUUGUGAGCUCGUACGCCGGAGAUUUGUCAGAGUCUGUCCUGCAAGAAGCCUUCAUUGAAUUGUCCCAAGUGGAUGUGAGCUUCUCAGCACAAGCAGCAAUUAGCAUUUCUCAAAACAAUAUUAAAGAUGUUGGUGAAAAAGAUGUAGCGCAGGCCAUAAAGACUGUCCAUGGCCCUAGAGAUAUCCAAGAGAGGACGUUACUCAGAGAACUUGAAGGCUGUUUGACUAAUGCUACAACAGGCAAUUCAUUUGAUACUUCAGAUUUGACAGAGAAAGAGUAUACAGUAGAAAAAGCCCUACUUUGUGUUUCUGGCUUUGCAAGCAGUGUGUCCGUACCUCAUGCUGCCAAGGCAUUUUCCUGCAGUUCAUCUGAUUCCCCUCUGAAGUCAUUAAAGGUGAAUUCAGAGCAAAUGACUAACACUCCUCCUGAGAGAUCAUGUUCAAGGAGCAGAAAAAUAGAUAGGAUGCUGCCUACAAACUAUGUGCCUCAGCCCUGGGAUUUCGCAAGCCAUGUUACUUAUAGCAGGUGUGUUUCUAGUGACAACAUCUUUCAGUGCACUGAGGUGGCUAACACUCGUGUCAAUGCGCAAACAAAUUGGCAAACAGAAGCAAUGAUUGAUAUUGUGGGAAAUAAUCCUUCAGACUUUGUGAAUCCAUCUACAAUUGAAUGUGUGGUAAAGGAUAAUGCUGCUAAAUCGAGUCAACAAACACUAAUUGAGCCUAUUCCUGAGAACCAAUUUGCAGCAGAGUUGGCACAAGCAAUUGUAACAAAUUCAGUGGAUGAAGUAAAAAUGAAAAAUGUGAUACCUCAAGGGGUAUUCUCCACAGGUUUGCCAACAAUUUUUCAAAAUAGCGGCAACAAGGAAACAUUCAAGAGACUUGGGGAGAUUUCAGAGGGCCAGUUGCAGGGUCAGCUAAUGGUUGGGAAAAUGGUUUCAGGCAGUCAGCCUCAAUAUGAAUACUCUCAGUCUCCAGAUAUGCUGCGAACGCCUCCUGUUUCGCCAGCUGAAUAUACUCCCAAAAAAGGUUUGACCAUCCCACAGCAUUUUGCACAAGAGCUCAAGGGGCACUUAGCAGAAGAGUUUCCUCCAUGUACCCCACCGCCAAGUCCUACUGUGGCACUCAAGAAUUUAGUGGCAGAAAGUGCGGAUGGCAUGGGCGACCCAGAGCUCGCAGAUACUCUCAAAUCGUUGACUGCACAGCUUCAGGGUCACAUCUCAAUGGCAACCUUUCAGACCUCCAUGGCAGAAGUCAGUGAAUCAAGCAAAGAGAUGAAUGCAGAUCUGCUUGAAACGCCGAGAGUUGGGCUGAACAAAGAUGGGCUAUUUUCAGAGGAGCGUCUUGUCAGCAUCGAGGGCAGCUUAAGUGGAUCUCCUGGAACACCACCGCCAACACCGCAGCGAUCAUUCCAUGAGAAGAGUCUGAGGAGUUUCAAUAGGAAGCUGAAGGGGGAGUUGGCUAAAGAAUUCAUGCCAGUAACCCCUCCGUCCACCCCCCACAACCAAUCUGUUCCAGACCUGGCAGAGAUGUCACAGGACACGGAGGAAAAGGCCGAGUUUGUGCUGAAGCUGAUGAGGUCGCUGUCUGAAGAGGUGCUGGACAAUGAGGAGGAUUUUGAUUUUGUGGAGGGGCAGGCAGAGGUGAGGGACCAGAUGAGCCCAAGCUUAAGGCGGAACACAAAGAAUUUGGAAAAGGAAGAAUUGAAGUUGGACAUUAAGAGGCAGGCCCUGCAGUAUGCCAACCAGCUGGCAGGCAGCAUCGUUUCCAUGGCAACUGAAAUUGCAGCAAUCUGUGUAGAAGAUACCAGGAAGUGUGACGGCAGAGAUCUCAAGUGUUUCAGGGUCUCCCCCAGCAACCUGAGGAAAUCAGCCACAUGGAGCGAGCUGCACUCCAAGACGAUGGUAGCGGAGAGGAUCGUACCGGAAGAAAUUGUGGGUUCUUUGUUGAACUACGCGGGCAGGGUGGCAGGAGAGGUCAUGCGGGAUGCCAAAAAAGUCCUCGGCUCCAAGAAGCACAGGGUGAGGAAAUUCAAAAGGGAUGGCCACCAGAUUGAAAGCAGUGAAUCCAGUUUUGGAGAGCAGGAAAAUGCGGGAACAGAAGAGUUAAAUACCAUGGCUGAUCAGUGGUCGCGGGAUCUUCUGGAUUCUGUGCUUCAUUCACCCCAAGGUGGACUUGUGUCUAAACACUCAAGCUGUGAGAGUGUGACUGAUGAAUAUGCAGAAUUCAUUAUGAGAAUGAUCAGUAGAGAAGCAGGAAAUGGAGAGCUAGUAGUUGAUCAUUACGCGAGUAAACUUGCCUUUAGGACAGUGAAAGUGGGCCUCGAACAAGCAGCCAGGAGAAUAAAGCAGAGGUAUAAGAGAAGACUCCUGUCCUCACAACAGUCAAGAGGUGACAAUGGGGGCAAAGAACUUUUCAAGUUUCUGACAAGGGAGGAAACACAAGAUACAGGCCCCUGCAGGAGAAGCCAUGAUCAAAGACUGAGCAGAAGGAACUCCAGAGAUCUAGCAAGGUUUGCGGAAUCAGUAGCUCAAAAUAUCACGUUUGAAGUCACACAGAAAUUGAACACAGCAUCCGGUGUGCAGGGCUUAUCCAAGUCCUUGACGGACUCCUGUCUCUACAAAAGGUCCCAACUGGAACAGAUGGCUGAGGACCUCAUUAAGAAGACCUGGACCUGCUCAAUCCAACCCAUCAUCCAGAGAAACAAACGCUACCACAGCAUGGGAAGUUUAAAUGAAUAUGGAUGCUGUCUUUCCAGCACCAAUCGUACACUCAAACACUGCGCUGAUGAAACUCUUCAUCUGCACACAGCUGGUGAUGAUGGAAAAACUUUGGACACCAGCAAGCAAAAUGAUUGUUUAAUGUAUGCUGAAAAGUUGACGGGAAUUGUUUUGCAGUGUUCAUCUGCAGAAAAGGAAUCAAGAAGUCAUACUAACAGGAUAAGUUGGCAAACUGGUGGGUUUUACUCCCAAAGUGCCACAAGAGCCCCCUGGCACACAAGCAAGCCACUUGCAAGACCAGAGCACUAUGUGAAUGGAGCUUGUCAACUCAAUGUACCUAGAAUCCACAUUGACUUGGAGCAGAGAGGAAUUUUCGCAGAAGACUUGAUGUCAGUUUCCAUUGAGAAAGCCAAGAGCAAUACAAGCCUGGCAGCGGACAGUGGUAUUGGACAGGAUGGUGCAAGUUUCACUGAGAGUCUUGCUGCGGAGAUAAUGACAUCUGCCAUGAUCAAUGCCAGCCAGUCAAUCACAAGCAGCGGUUUCAAGGAUGGAUUGCGGUCAACUGAUUCUACAACAACCAGCCAACAGCUUAGCCUGAGCGCUGGUGAUGAUAGCACUGGCAGCUGGUCAAAUCUGAGCUUUGAAGACGAGCACCCAGAUGAAACAAGCAGCUUCCUGCAUCUCAGUGACAGUAAUGGCAACAGCAGUAGCUGGAGCAGUCUGGGGUUAGAAGGAGAUAUAUUUGAGGAGAAUAUAUCCUUUCCACCAUCAGAAAGCCUUUUAUGUCUCUCAGACUUGUCCUUGUGUUUCCUCACUCUGUUCAUUGUAGGACCAUUUAUAGACAUAGUGUAACAUUGAUCUCCAUAAUUCCCCCACACAGUUAAAAUCAUUGCAUGCAAGAUGUUCAAAUACUGCAGAAGUUGUUGUUUAUUAAUGUUGAAAAUAGAAGGAUACUUUAGCUUAGCACAGGGUGAGUUGAGUGCUGCAAUAUCAGAAAAUGGAGCAGGUUCUUUUUAAAGAUCACAACCUCUUCAGUCGCAAGCUUUCAGUUUCACAAAGAACACUUACUUUAGUGUUGUGAUGAUGAAUAGAAGGUUACAAUACAAAGACAUUGACAGUUCAACUAAUGUCCUACAAGUGGAGCAAAUAAAUAUUUGAGAAACAAAAUUUGCCACUGCAUGUUGCAGCUAGAAAUAAUAAGAACUAAAUUCUUACCAGCUGAUCUUUUGGAGGGAGGGACAGUAGUGGAAUCAUGCCUGAAUAUUCACUUUGGUUUGAAAAUCCUGCUCGAGGUUGUUUUUGUUAGGAUGGGAAGUAUCAGCUUGUAGGAAGGAACAGAACUCAGCGCCGUAAUGGCAGAAAUGUUUACCAGCUGCACAGCGAGACGUAUCGUGAAACUUGAUCCGAUUUCUGCUUAUGGAUGCAGAAAUACAGUUCUUGGGAAAAUAUUAACAGAUAUUGUUGUAUUUUUGCCAUUGUAAUGUACAUAACCACCUUAAUCAUGCUGUGAUAGUAAUUUGUACUUUGCCAACAAAAUUUGUGGAAUCCACCCAGCACUGCUUUAUUUUCCGUAGGUUUAACGAUCAUUCCAGUUUUUGGAUUUGUUGCAUAACUUUAUCUGCUCCUUGCACAGUAUAUUACCAGUAUUUAUCACAACUGCUUUGAUUUCAACUUACACUGGUGCGCUCAAUGUCACUGUGAAUCAUUCCCGUUGCUUAUACUCCCUGAAGUCCACACUAGUUUGCAUGGAUGUAGCUUUGUGAGCUGGCAGCAUUUCCAGCAUAUUGCACUAAUAAACUGCAGUGGUAAGAUUCAUUAAAGAUUUAAUUUUUUGUGUAAAAUUCGCAAGACACUGCCUGAGAUUUCCCACAAAGGUGGCCCUGUUAUUUGCUGGACUAUUCUGGCUGUAACCUCUGCUGUUUGACAAGCCAUGGAUAGGUAGCCUCAUACUGUAUCCAGUCCUGGAGCUGACAUAGAAUGUCUCAACCCCUUUGCCAAUAGGUUUUCCCCCACUACUUUUAAUUUAACACAAGAUCUUUUAACACAGUGCUGUUAGUAUGGUCACAUGACUAACCAAAUGGAAGGUUUGUUCUUGGUUACUUCAGUCACUUUAUGUGUGUGUGCAUGUAUACGUGCACGUGUAUGUGUAUGCGUGUAUAUGCGUGCGUAUGUGUUCCUCAGUUCCUGAUCUCUGUUUUUAUCCCCGUGGUGAUUAGUGAUACCAUUUUGAAGACAGAAUGUGAAACAUUAAAAUUGAACUAUUCUGAUCGUACUUAUUUUAUUACUGCACAGUGUUAAUUCCAUCAUAAUUCACAUGCUAGGGUAAAUUUCAAUUGUGUAAUUUCUGCUUUUUGUGAUCCCUAAUCCUUUAUAUGAAUUAUGCCAAAAAUAGAGCAAUGAAGUUCAUUUAACUUAUAGCAAUUUUAUGUGUUGACAGUACUUUCAAGUGUACAAUUUGUUACCAGAUUAUAAGCUGCAAUUGCACUCCAUUGAUGUCUAUGUUUAUUUCUUAAGCAAUUGCUAAAAAUAAACGGUAGCUCAUCUACUGUG
Molecule: messenger RNA, 7552 nt
Organism: Amblyraja radiata (thorny skate)
Lineage: Eukaryota; Metazoa; Chordata; Chondrichthyes; Rajiformes; Rajidae
Gene: akap11
Product: A kinase (PRKA) anchor protein 11
Exons: 10
Coding region: 179-5854 (1891 amino acids)
Biological process (GO): intracellular protein localization
Cellular component (GO): cytoplasm
Molecular function (GO): protein kinase A binding
Source: RefSeq, a predicted model, not a curated record